GUCCAAGUGCACAUGUCAGCAUCUACACCGUUUCUACAAUGAAACGGAACACCCAAGUCAAUACGGCAGCCUCGCCAGCAUCAGUCUACAUAUCCAAUGCAGCAGAAUCAGCCACAUCUCCGUCUUUCAUACGGAGACAGAGCACAUCAAUUGGCCAACCGGAAUGUCCCAAACUGACAGAAAGGCUACAGUCCCGGCACUGUCCUGCACCGCCAGCAAGCCAAAUGCCCCCUUCACCGCCAUCACCACUCACAUGUAAACAGGAUGGCAGUCCCCAAUAUAAACCCACAAUCCCCCAUAAAGAUCCCCGUCACUUCUGCCAACGCAGCAACGCAUUGAGAGCAGGGCCAAGAUGGAAAAAGGGUCAGCUGAAUCCCCCCGUUUUUGGGCUGCCACGCAUACAGGGCGUGAAGCCAUGCCAUGCUCAUGCCCGCAUGGAACAACGACAGAACUUGCUUCUGGAAGAUACAAAUGUUCCACGCAUGUGGCCCCCCUUAUUAUGUAUUGCCAGCUGGAUUACGGCAGGAGCAGUACGGGGUUGCAUCGACACGUGUGCACCCGCGGUAGAUGCGUCUCAACUGCCGGAGCAAAGAAACACGAAAGAG
Messenger RNA from Trichoderma harzianum CBS 226.95, 605 nucleotides. RefSeq lists its product as hypothetical. Lineage: Eukaryota; Fungi; Ascomycota; Sordariomycetes; Hypocreales; Hypocreaceae. The annotation marks the transcript as partial. The transcript is spliced from 2 exons. The record is from RefSeq and is a predicted model, not a curated record.